Molecule: messenger RNA, 1129 nt
Organism: Ostrea edulis (European flat oyster)
Lineage: Eukaryota; Metazoa; Mollusca; Bivalvia; Ostreida; Ostreidae
Exons: 2
Coding region: 123-857 (244 amino acids)
Source: RefSeq, a predicted model, not a curated record
UCCAUGCAGACUCGUAACACACACCAGCUGUGUUAAAUCGACAUUUGAUCACACUUUCGUUUUACUCUGUAGAAUCGUUUUACGCGGAGGUGCACCGGCGCGCACAAGAGCAGUACACCGACAUGUCACAUCCUUCUGCCGCCCGCUCCGUACACUUAUGGUUUGAUUUACCAAAGAACGUAGAAUGUGUCUGCAAUGAGGUCCGUGUUACUGACUCUCAAAAAGGAACGUAUUUCUGCGUCAUCGGAUUCAGUCGAGGAUACAGCGGAAUCCAAGAACUGUAUGACGGACGGAAGAUGGCGAUCUUUUCUGUUUGGGACAGCCAAACGAAUGACGACCCCUCAAAGGACAAGAGAGUGCAGGUUACAUAUAGUGGCGAAGGAGUCGAAGUUUCUCGAUUUGGAAAUGAGGGAACGGGGGGUAAAUCCAUGAUGCCUUGGGAAUGGGAAGUCGACGAACCUGUGCAAUUCAAACUGGAAGCCAAGAAAGUUGAUGAUCUGUGGACGGCGUAUGCUUGCUAUAUUAAAAACAGUGCUUCAGAGUGGUUUCACAUGGCAACAAUGAAAACUAUUACCGACGGUGAGUUGCUGAAUGGUGUAUAUUCCUUUGUUGAAGAUUUCCGGCGAGAUGGUGCCAGUCAUUGCGAAAUCCGUUCUGCAAAGUUUGGGGACUGUUGCUAUAUGCAGCAAGACUGUCACGCAAAAUGCAAUCAAGCAAGAUUCACUGCAGACAACACGCCGACACUGAACAUCAACGCUGGCUUAUGUGGCAAUAAAUUUUAUCUAACUACUGGUGGCAGUACACAAAACACCAGCACACCGCUUAACGGUUUAAUCAAGUAUCCUGAAAAUGAAUGAGACAAUAGGACACAACACGACUAUGACAGAGGUGUUGGUGUUUUAGGAAUGGUAUGGGGAUUCUAUGAAAUAAUUAUAUACAUUGUGCAUACUCAUUGUGAAGGAACUAGAAACUUUAGUUACAUGUAUUAGAAGACAACACCACUUUGGUUUCUUCAAAAGAGUGUUAGUAUUUCUUGUUCAGGUUCUAUGAAAUAAUCUUCCUCAAAUACAAUACUUUAAUGUAACUUUUGAAAGUUUUAUUCCAUGUAUUAAAACAUUGUUUUUGGUGA